Molecule: messenger RNA, 642 nt
Organism: Emiliania huxleyi CCMP1516
Lineage: Eukaryota; Haptophyta; Isochrysidales; Noelaerhabdaceae
Exons: 2
Coding region: 1-642 (213 amino acids)
Source: RefSeq, a predicted model, not a curated record
AUGGAGGCGCUCGCCGCGAGCGAGCGGCGAUUGAGCGCCUCAAAUUCUCUCCGGCUGCGCGCGCCUGCGCGCCUGACCGGUCUCUGCGCCAUCUCGCUCGACCGCCGCUCCGCCGCUGGGCUCGGCGCGAGCGCGGCCGCCACCGCGCUCCUCCUUCCGCUGCCGGCUCCCGCCGCCGAGCUUCCUCCCGCGGCAGUGAUCCUCCGGGUGGCCGAGGUGACUCAGUUCCAGGAGGACGCUCUCCGCCGGGCGGCGAGCUACUCGGACGAGGAGGAGCGCGAGCGUGCGGGCUACGCCUUUGGCCGCAACCAGAUGGAGAUGUCCGUGGACGUGCUGCUCAGGAACACAAGGCUGAGCUCGCUACCCGGCUGCGCGACGCCCGCCUUGACCAUCGGCGAGGUCAAGCGCAUCGCGAGCCGGCGCGACGGCAUGCUCUCGCAGGCGGACCUGCUCGCGAUGGCGGCGGCGUACUCGCGCUCGCGCGACGAGCUGCGCGUCGCCUUUGAGGCGAUGCCAGAGAGGGAGCGGAGGGAGGGGAAGGAGAUUGUGCGCGGGCUCAAGGCAGCGGACGACGAGCGCAAACGCGCCGCGCAGGCCGAGGAGGAGGCGGCCAUCGCCGAGAGGGGACUCUACCCUCGAUGA